CCCAAGGCUUUUGCCAGGCAGCUGCGCAGCACGAAGUGCUGGCGCCACGCGGCCUUCACAUGGCCAUGGCGGACACUUCGCCGCCGCUAUGCGUCCUGCUGCACGCGAACGGCAUGUGCAGAGAGGUGUUCAGGCCCUUCGUGGAGGAGUUGUCUGCGCUGCUGCGCCUGCCCCUCGUUGAGGCGGACGCGCUCCGGCUGCCACACAGGCCGGACGUGCGGACGGCCUGCCUCGGCGGGCGCCUGCACCUCGCGCUUGUGGACCUCCUGGGGCACGGCUGCGCGCCGCCGCUGCCGCUCAACGGGCAGGACACCGACUGGGCGCCCCUGGCCCAGCAGGUGCAGGACGUCGUGGCCGCGUGCGACGCCGCGGCGCCCCAGGGCCUCGGCGACCGCACGGUUGUUGGCCACUCGCUCGGCGGCGGCUCCGCGGUGCUCGCGCAGUGGCGGGCCCGCGGGCCGCUGUUCAGUCGGAUGUUCCUGUACGAGCCCAUGUACCUGUUCGAGGCGCGCGCACUCCGCGCCGCUGGGCUGCCGGGUGAUCUCCAGCCAACCAUGCAGUCGCCCGUUGUCCGCAAGGCGAUGGCUCGCCGGUCGCAGUGGGAUGACCGCGCCGCCGCCGCGGCCGACCUGUCUCGCAAGGCCCUCUUCGCGCAGUGGGACCCGCGGGCCUUCGCGGGCUACCUCGACGGCGGCCUCGUCGCCGACGGCGGCGCGGCCCGCCUGGCCUGCGCGCCGCGCACCGAGGCAUCGAUCUUCGCCUCCAGCACCCCGGCGCCGCUCCUGGAGGCCCUGCGCUCCCGGGGCGGCGCGCUGCGGGGGGCGCCGCUGUGCGUGGCGAUGGGCGCGGGCGGCGAGGACGCGCCGCCGAGCCUGUGGAGGCCCGCGGCCGUCGGCGAGGUCUUCGGCGGCGUGCGCCCGCGCCCGCGCACGCUGCUGGUCGACGGCGCGGGGCACAUGUGGCCCCUGGAGCGGCCCGCGGGCUUCGCCGCGGCCGUGGCCGAGGAGUUCGGCUGGGCGCCGAGGGCGAGCCUGUGAGCGGCCCGCGGCGCGCGGGGCGCCGCGCGCGCGCGCGCGAGGCGCCAGAGCGCCCAGGUCCGCGAUGGGGCAGCUGCGCUCCGAGCAGGUGCCCCUCGGGGAGGAGGGCCCCGGGUGCUGCAGCUCGGGCUGCCCGCCUCGAGGCGCCCGCGCUGGCUCGAAGAGGCCAGGAGGCUGGGUACACAGAGGCGGCCGGGGCGAGAGCUUCAUGCAGAUGCGGCCGCCUCUCUUUCCGACGCUCGGCCCUCGUCCGCAUGCGUUUCCGGCGCUCGGCCAUCGCGUGGCUGGGCACGGUGGCCCUCCGCAAGUGCAUCC
Molecule: messenger RNA, 1352 nt
Organism: Prorocentrum cordatum
Lineage: Eukaryota; Dinophyceae; Prorocentrales; Prorocentraceae
Source: the annotation of a GenBank genome assembly